AUGGGUGCCCUCGACAGACUCUCGCAGAUUGGUGGCCAGCUCACCGGUAACCCUACCGCUGGCGGUCGCGACAAGAUCCUGGAGAAACGUCCCGAUGAUGUCGUCGUCACGGCUUGCUGCCGAAGCGCCUUCACCAAAGGCGGCAAGGGCGGCUUCAAGGACACCCAGGCUGCCGAUAUCAUGGCCGGUGUCCUCACGGCUAUCAUCGACCGGUCCAAGAUCAAUCCUGCCCUCGUCGAGGACAUUUGCGUCGGCACAGUCCUCGCCCCCGGGGGCGGCGCCACCGAGAUGCGCGCCGCCAGCUUGUUCGCUGGGUUUCCCGAGUCCACGGCCGUUCGAACCCUGAACCGCCAGUGUUCGUCUGGUCUCCAGGCUUGCAUUGACGUCGCCAACCAGAUCAAGGCGGGCAUGAUUGACGUAGGCAUUGGUGCUGGCGUUGAGAGCAUGUCGCUGCAGUACGGUCCCUCUGCCGUUACCGAGUUCUCCGAGACUUUGGAAUCGAACCAAGAGUCCGCCAACUGCAAGGUGCCCAUGGGUGUCUUGUCCGAGGACAUGGCCAAGGACCUCAAGAUCUCGCGGGCCGACCAGGACGCCUUCGCCGCGUCUUCGUACCAAAAAGCCGUCAAGGCUCAGAAGGAGGGCCUGUUCAAGGACGAGAUUGUCCCUCUCAAGGUCAAGUUCGAGGACCCCAAGUCCGGCGAGACCAAGGAGAUCACCGUGGCCCGCGACGACGGUAUCCGGGAAGGCAUCACCGCCGAGUCCCUGGGCAAGAUCAAGCCCGCCUUUGCCGCCGACGGCAGCAUCCACGCCGGCAACGCCAGCCAAAUUUCGGACGGCGCCGCCGCCGUCCUGCUCAUGAGACGGUCCACCGCCGAGAAGCUCGGCCAGACCAUCCUUGGCAAGUACGUCGCCGGCGCCGUCGUCGGCGUCAAGCCCCUGCUCAUGGGUCAGGGUCCCUGGAAGGCCAUCCCCAAGGCCCUCGACCUCGCUGGCAUCUCCAGGGACGACGUGGACAUUUACGAGAUCAACGAGGCCUUUGCCAGCCAGUGCUUGUGGAGCGCCAACCAGCUCGGCAUCCCCCACGACAAGAUCAACCCCAAGGGCGGGGCGAUUGCUUUCGGCCACCCUCUGGGUUGCACCGGCGCCCGCCAAGUCUCCACCCUUCUCUACGAGCUGAAGCGGACUGGCAAAAAGGUUGGCAGCACCAGCAUGUGCGUCGGCACUGGUAUGGGCAUGGCCUCUGUCUGGGUUGCCGAGUAA
Messenger RNA from Ustilaginoidea virens, 1260 nucleotides. RefSeq lists its product as uncharacterized. Lineage: Eukaryota; Fungi; Ascomycota; Sordariomycetes; Hypocreales; Clavicipitaceae. The transcript has 4 exons. Bases 1 to 1260 code for a protein of 419 amino acids. The record is from RefSeq and is a predicted model, not a curated record. Gene Ontology annotation, cellular component: peroxisome. Gene Ontology annotation, biological process: phenylacetate catabolic process; fatty acid beta-oxidation. Gene Ontology annotation, molecular function: acetyl-CoA C-acyltransferase activity.